This is a messenger RNA of Haliotis rubra (blacklip abalone), 3732 nucleotides long. RefSeq lists its product as uncharacterized. Gene Ontology annotation, molecular function: DNA-binding transcription factor activity, RNA polymerase II-specific; RNA polymerase II transcription regulatory region sequence-specific DNA binding. The transcript has 2 exons. The coding region runs from base 352 to 3126 and encodes 924 amino acids. The record is from RefSeq and is a predicted model, not a curated record. NCBI's taxonomy places the organism in Eukaryota, Metazoa, Mollusca, Gastropoda, Lepetellida, Haliotidae. Gene Ontology annotation, biological process: regulation of transcription by RNA polymerase II.
UCGUAGAAGAAGCCGACAUAGUUGAAAAGGAAGAUAGCGAAGACUGAAUUUUGAUGAAAAUACGCAACAUACGCCAAGUAAAUGAAGCGAUAAAUGGUGCAAAAGUCGCUUGAUACAGUCUUGCAACAUACUACGCAUAAUAUCUUCAGAAAUCCGUUCGAUUUAUUCGGGAGGACACGUGAGAUAGCUGGUCGGCUUUCGAGGGAAACAAUGCAUGGUGAUUUGAGCGCGCACCUGCCCAUGCUGUGUCAUCGAUGGUGAUUUCAAAUCAUUCGACUCUUCCCAAGACCGGUAUUAAGAAAGCUGUAUUGUGAUAUAUUGUGUGUGUUGCUGUAGUAAACAGACUCAAACAUGUUUAUCGAAACAUUAGAAUUCACAAUUCCAGUGGAUUUGUGUGACCUAUUUUCCACUUUGAAAAGGGGGCCAAGAUCAAAUCUUGAAUUCCCGGCAUCGGUGAACUCGUAUGGUACAACGCAAGAUGCCAACAUUCAGGUAGCUCUAAGAUCAAACAAAUUGACGUUCAAAGUGGACGGUGUGUCGUCAAAUUCAAGCAUGAUAUCAAAGAGUGAAUGUAAGACAUUAAAAUUGUCUGUUUUUGAUGUGGACUGUUCCUUAGCCCCAGCAGAACAGAACAUAAUCAUGUCUAUGUCUGAAAAUACACAUUCUUCAAUAAGUCACAAAAGAUCAUAUGACUUUUCUGUGCCAGUGUCUUCUCCAGCUCCUAAGAGUAGAAGGAUUUCAGAACCAGUGCAAUCUCGCCACAUUCCUCAACCAGAAAACACCUCACGUCCGUCCAACAACUCUCAAUCAAAAUCUGCAGUUGAUCCACCAGUGAAUGUGAAACAAGAACCAGAAGAUCCAGAUUUAAUAGAAAUAGAACCGGACUCAGAAUUGAACGAUAUCGUGCCAAAGAAAGAGACUCCAUACAUGCAAAUAGACUUCUCAUCAGGUGUACCUCAUACGCAAACGUCCCAAGCAGCUCUAGAUCGACUCUCUCAUCCACAAUCAUCGCAUUCUCAAUCACCCGCAUCAUCAUCAUCGUCCUUCCACCAAAAUGUUCCACAUGUGCCAGAUUACUCCGAACCCAGUACUAGUCAAGUUCAUCAUGGUGACCAAAGUGCAGAUGACUUUUUAGUAUUUCAAGACGACAAUGACUACGGCGACGAUAACGAUAAUGAAGCAGAUUACAGUAAUGACGAUUGGGAUCAUGUGACUGAAGGCGGUAAAGGGGAUAGAAGUAAAUGUCCAAAGUCCUCUGCCCCUAAAUCAGCAGUGGGUGGUGUCCAUUGCCCUGGACAUGGCAAGGCUUCUCAUGCCUUGUCUCCUGCCCACUUGCCUGAACGGGAUGGCAGCAGGAGAUCUGAAGGCUCCCACACCAGACAUGACUUAUCUACCUCCCGUGAUCAUCAGAAUAGACCUGAAUCAGUUGAGAAAGAAACAUGUGACUCUGCAAGCAUAUCCGACAUGCUAGAGUCGCCACAGUCCAGUGUAGAAGAUUAUGACACAAUUGAGGUGUUGAAUAUCAGCAAGGAGGGUAAAAGUAAGAAGGUGUUUGUUUAUUCGAAGAGUGCUGCUAGCCGUUCUCCCGAGCGAGUUACAUUUGAUCUUGUUCCAACCUCAAAGCCUUAUUCUGCAUCAGAACACGCAUACAACCGAAGGGACAAAAACACUGCUAGCCGUUCACCUGAGCAAGUUACAUUUGAACCUGUUCCAACCUCAAAGCCUUAUUCUGCAUCAGAACACGCAUAUGCAUGCAGCAAGAGGGACCGUGGUACCCAUCAGAAACAUCUAACCCUGACUAGCAGGAAGGAUGACAAGCCACCAACAACCAAACUCGUUCAGGACAAUCCUGUUCCGCCAAAGGUCCUCAGCAUUAUCGUCAAUGGCGAGGUGAUGUUUUCUUGUUCAGUCUGUGGGCACGUGUCCCCGAAGAUAUCUGAAAUAGAUCAACAUAUCAUGGCUGCUCACAAUAAGAUCCCUGACCAACAACCGACGGGGUCUUCUUCAUCUAUUGAAAGCUGUUACAGAUACAAUAAACCACAUGGUUGGUGGUGCUUGCUCUGCAGUCAUAUCGAACACGAUCGCAGCAGCAUGGUGAGGCAUGUACAGUAUGCCCACUUCGGGAAAACCAGUGAUGCUCCUGUUCCUCAAGCAACACCAAGUUCCACUGCUUCAACCAAAGAAUCUAGUUCUUCUUCGGAAAAAAGCCCAGUUGUCAAGCCCCCUUCGAAAUCUUGCUCAAAGUCCAAAAGCGGAAAAGCAAAGACGGAUCCAGAAAGUCCAAGUGAUGAUGCUAUGAGGUUCAACUGUGUCACAUGUGAUUAUCACACAAACAAAAAGAGCCAUUUUGAUAGACAUACCAUGAGUCUUAUGCAUAUCAAGUUGUUGAGUGCACCAGCUAAUAAGACCAAACCUCCUAAAAAGAAGUUGAAUGAGAAUACCGUCACACAGAAGUGUUACCGUUGUCCUAACUGCAAAUAUUCUUGUACUAGCGAGUCUAAGUUUAAUGCCCAUAAAUUAGUCCAUGUUGAUAGUUCUCGGAAAUGUAUGAUUUGCAAGAGAGCUUUCUACAGCAAGUUCCACCUCCAACAGCACAACAGUGCCAAGCACCCAGAGAAGAGAAAAGCCUCACUGGCAAAGAAAAAACCCCAAACAACUGGUAAUGAAAAGCCCGCUUCAUUAAACACAAAGGUUUCUUCCCCGAGCAAGUUGAUCUGUGGCAUUUGUGGUAAGACUUUCACCCAGAAACAGAAUCUCGAGGUUCAUGUGCUCACACACUUACCCAAGGUCCAUCACUGUGAAUUCUGUAAUAAACGUUUUGCUUUCAGCCAGGCAUUAAUGAAACACAAAGAGGUUUGCACGGAGAAGGUCACUGUUGAUGAACUUGAAAUAGAAAUUGACAAUCCUGAAGAGAAUUCAGAAAUGGAGGAUGAAGGAGAAAAUGAAGAUUUCAGACAGUGUGAAAAAACUGACGAUUUUGAAAAGAAUCUGGAAACUGAGAAUGUUGAAGAGAAGCUGGAAGAUGCUGGAGUUAAAAUCGCCGGGCAGGACAGCCUGCCUGGAUCUGAUGAUUUGUUGGACAUUCAGGUUAAGGAGGAACCGAGUGAUGUCCAGGAACCUUUGUGAACUAGGGGUGGUAGGGUAGUUUUGUGGUUAAAGCGUUAGCUCGCCAUGCCAUAGACACCAGGUUUGAUUCCCUACAUGGGUACUAUGUAUGAAUUCCAUUUCUGGUCUCCCCCCUUCGUGAUACUGCUGGACUAUCGCAAGAAUUAACAUAAAACCUCGUUCAUGUACGCUGUGUCACCUGAUCUUGUUAAAGUUUAUCUUAGUUUUUAUAGUCAGUCAUCAUGAUGACUCCUAAUUUGUCAGGGCACUUGGGUAGCCUAAUAGUUAAAGCAUCUGUUCGUCACGCUGAACACCCAGGUUCGAUUCCCCACAUGGGUACAAUGUGUGAAGCCCAUUUCUGGUGUCCCCCGCCGCGAUAUUGCUGGAAUAUUGCUAAAGGCGGCAUAAAACCAUAAUCACUGACUCAUUCACCAAAUUUGUCAGUUCGUAUGGAAAAUUGAGGCAGCAUUUUCUUGUCAGUAUUUGAUUUUAUUGGUAUGUCAUGGUACAUGAAAAGAAGACUCUCAUUUAAGAAGUGGGGCGGUGGUGUAGCCUUGUGGUUAAAGCUUUCUUACCUCUCUGAAGACAUGGUUCUCCGUAAGAGUACUAGUGGUGGUCCAAUUAAUU